This is a messenger RNA of Volvox carteri f. nagariensis, 1065 nucleotides long. RefSeq lists its product as uncharacterized. The record is from RefSeq and is a predicted model, not a curated record. The transcript has 14 exons. Lineage: Eukaryota; Viridiplantae; Chlorophyta; Chlorophyceae; Chlamydomonadales; Volvocaceae. The coding region runs from base 1 to 1065 and encodes 354 amino acids.
AUGGAAUGGAGCUGUAUAAGCUGGGGUCAGGGGGUCAGCAGGCGCGGGGAAACUGACUGGUUCAGCCACUUCUCCAAGUGGAUGAUCGAGGCCUUCCCCCGAGCCAACAUCACCGCACGUAACGGCUGCGUGCCAGGAGUGCCUAGUGCAUACAUGAUUCUGUGUCUGGAGCAGUCCGUGGACCACAAGGACGUCGAGCUGGUGUUCAUAGAGUUCACCCUCAAUGAUGGGUACAUUGCCUCCGUUGAGAACGAUCGAGUUCGGGACAUGGAGCGACUUGUACGGCGGCUCUUAGCACUGCCGCGGCGGCCUGCGGUGGUUCUCAUGCACUCGCCGACACACGGCAUGGCGUCAUACCCGCCAGGCCACCCGCGGCACCCGGGGGAUAUAUACAAACGCUUCUAUGAAACCCUAGAAGACGUGGAUGGCGCCAUCGCGCAGUACUACGAUGUGCAGAUGCUGUCUGUGCGUACGGCACUGUAUCGCCUUGCCGCAUUUAAGGAGACUGAUGGCUUUAGGUGGGAUCAGACAUUUUUUGUGCGGGGUGGUGGUUUGGGUGCCCCGGGGAUGUGGGUCACGAGGGCGAGGGCGAGGACCGCCAUUGGGUUGCUGUUACGGCCGUUUGGUCGAGAGGACGAGGAGGCGGUUCUGGAGCCCCUUCCGGAGCCGAUGUACCCCGCUUUAAAUUAUUAUUUAAACUUGUCGCGAUCCAAAACAGGCAACAAGGUCCCCGAGGUGCCCAUGUGCAUCAUGUACGAGGAUUUCAAAUGUGUUUCGGGCUGCCGGUGCGACCCGCACAGGGAGGACGCCCACAUCUCCCGGCCGGUCUCCCAGCUGUACGUGUUUCGUCUGGAUGUCAGUCAGUCAGAACACUGCGACGUGGAGGUGGAGUUACUCCCGGAGACCAGCAGCGGGGAGCACAAGUUCAAGAUUGCCGGAGUGGUUGUAGCCGAGGGCGAGGACAAGAAUUACCUGGCCAAUUUGUACGGCAGUGAGGGAUCUGGAGAAUUCGGGAUGAAUGAGCACAAUGGAAAUACGAAACAGGCACAUAUGGUCCAAAGUUGA